UCGGGUGGCACGGUAAGGGGUGACAUUAAAUUAAAGUUUGAGUUCUAAGCCCCCAGACUACGAUCCGCGCUGAGCCGCGAUGGGUAAGGCGAAGCAAUCCACCCGCUAUCUCUAUCGGAACGGAACCCAAACGAGACCCGACGGGAAGAAAGCAUGGCAGACAGACAGCAAAACAGCGAUUUAUAUUAAUGGGUCACCGGCCACCACCACCAACACCACCACUAUACGAGAUUCGAUCGAUUCAUUGGUGACGACCUUCUGUUACAUUGCAGUGCGGGAAAGACCUCACCUCACUCUCAGUGAUAAAACACUCUUUGUGGCAUCGAUUGGGUUAGAAAAAUCGAGGACACUACAAACUGAGACUCAUUCCAUCGCUCGCUUUCGCUGUUGGACACCUUAAGUAAAUGCCGUAGGAUGUUGUGCCUGAUUGCCAACCGAGACCGGGCACCGAAUCAGGCGAAUCGAUCUCUCUUUCCAACAGUGACAACCCGUGCCCGUGACUGGCGUGUCUCGAUGAAAAACGAUCUCCUCGCCACGCAAGAAUCUCUUCGCCUUCUUUCGCUCCACUCUCCCCCCCCCGCUACCAGCAGAACCACAGACCAAUCAAUCGGUGCGCAGACACACGCAGACGCCACACAGCGGGCCACCAAAUUGUGGGUGGUGGUGAUGGGGUGUUGGUGUGUACGCCGCCGCCUUCGUUCUUGAUUGGACUAAUUAAUUGAUUGCAUAAUUGGUACGGGGGAACCAUCGGCGAAAAGGUGAACGGAAGAAGCGGAAAGGAUUGAGAACUUAGUGACACGGGCGGUAGUCGGGGGCGUUAGCAACCGACCAACCAACCCGACCGGCUGCUGCUGUUCGCAAUUUGAGCUGUCGGAAAUGAUACCACACAACAGCCGGCGCGCCGGCUAAUACCGGUAACGCAAACACAACAGCCAGUG
Messenger RNA from Anopheles merus, 938 nucleotides. RefSeq lists its product as uncharacterized. The transcript has 2 exons. The coding region runs from base 80 to 400 and encodes 106 amino acids. The record is from RefSeq and is a predicted model, not a curated record. NCBI's taxonomy places the organism in Eukaryota, Metazoa, Arthropoda, Insecta, Diptera, Culicidae.